GGUGACCUUUCGAGUCUAUGACCAUCUCAACCCAUCUAUAAAUUGUAAUCACAUUAAGAAGCUGAGUUAACUCGCUCGUCACUUUCGUCCAAUUCUAUUUUUCUACAAAUAGCUUUAAUCCUAAAGUUCGUUAUAUAAACCCCCCAAAGAGAUGAAGAGAAGCAUAAUCCCAUGAUAUAUUAAUAGCAGUUUAGAAUGAUAAUCCAUCGGAAAAAGCCAUAGAAUCCUUCCGCGCACUGUAUAUGGAUGGGUUGACAGCGGAGACGGAUUUUGUCUUGGGUUACUGCUUGCUAGCACUUCCAGCGCCAGUUUUAAGUGGGAGAGGAACCCCUUGUACUCCCAUUUCAUACAUUUAUGAGUAAUUUAUCCCACACCACCCCCCCACCCCACUAGGCACCACCCAUGAUUAGAAUUUAGAAAUGCGUCGGCCUCAUACUUGUUUCUCAGAGAAGCCGCAGCAGCACCUCAUUCUCCCUCAUCGGCGGUUACUGUUAGUGCGGCCCCCGCUGCUUCUUGUGCUGCUUCUCCUCUUGACGCUCACGGUUUCAUCAUGGUUAGCUGUCUUUCUGUGUGGUUUCUCAAAACCGCGGCAGCAGCAAGUUCCAUCCCUUGAAUUUAACGAGAGUUUGAAUAAUAACAAUGCCCAUCAUUCUUCUGCAGAAUCUGUCCAGGACCGGAAUGAUUCCCUCAGCUCAGGGAACCUCUUAGGUUCUCCUUACCACAAUUGGCAACUUUUUGCCUCUGAUUUUCAGGAAAUGCUGCACAAAUUAAAGAUCUUCGUCUAUCCUGAUGCAUCCAUGAACCAGUCAUCUUCUCCCUUCGCUCGGGUUUUCCUUCCCAACCCAAACCCUUUCCAUCCCAAACUAGCAAAUUACUUCAGUGAGCACAUGUUUAAGGUGGCUCUUCUCCGUAGUUCCCUCCUUACGCCCCAUCCACAAGAUGCUCAUUUCUUUUUCUUGCCCUUUUCCGUCAAUACUCUGCGUAAUGAUCCUCGCGUGCAUUCCGAGGCAUCCAUUUCCGAUUUUGUCACCCAAUACACCACUAGAAUCAGUUGGGAGUACAAAUUUUGGAAUGCCUCUAGAGGCACUGACCAUUUCUACAUCUGCUGUCAUUCCGUUGGUCGUGAGGCAGCCUCCAAGCAUCAUGACUUGCAUAACAAUGCCAUUCAGGUUACUUGCUCCUCCAGCUACUUCCAAAGGCUGUAUAUUAGCCACAAAGACGUGGGGCUGCCACAGGUUUGGCCUCGGCCUCCUGAGAAACUAUUGAAUCCCCCAGAAUUAAGGCAUAAACUUGUUUUUUUUGCUGGCCGUGUGCAAAACUCUCACAUCCGCCAGGAGCUAAUGGCUGUAUGGGGAAAUGAUACUGAUAUCGAUUUAUUCUCUGGAAGUCCACCUUUCCCUUAUGAGGAAGGGUUAAGGAAGAGCAAGUACUGUCUCCAUGUGAAGGGUUAUGAAGUGAACACGGCUAGAGUCUGUGAUGCUAUACAUUAUGGGUGCAUUCCUGUUAUAGUUUCCAACUAUUACGAUCUUCCUUUCUCAAAUGUUUUGGACUGGAGCAAGUUCUCAGUAAUCAUCAGCCAUAAAAGCAUUGCCACCUUGAAAAAAAUAUUGUUAUCAAUAUCAAAACAGAAGUACCUAAGCAUGUACCAGAACCUGUGUUUAGUAAGGAGGCACUUCGCAUGGCAUACAACACCAAGAGGUUAUGAUUCCUUCCAUAUGACUGCCUACCAAUUGUGGCUUAGGAGAGGUGUACAUAGACUAUCUUAUUAAUUCAAUGCUUAGGUUUUGAUUAGUUUAAUGGAUACUUUGUGGACCUGCUGCUCCAUGCAAGUGUGAUUUCCCUUGGUUAAACCUGCUGUCCAAACUGAAGGAUGGAUGAUGUUUACAUAAGUACAAGGAUGCAGCUGAGUUUGCCACAUUCUCUUGGUUGUAUUCUGAAAUAUGUGGUACUUGAAAGCUACUACCGAGCAUGGUAGAUUUGCAAGAGUGGGGGUUAAGACCUACUGUUUUCGUACUAGAAAUGCUCCACUUCAUGAGCUGAUAA
This is a messenger RNA of Vitis vinifera (wine grape), 2043 nucleotides long. Its product is annotated as probable glycosyltransferase At5g03795. Bases 420 to 1769 code for a protein of 449 amino acids. The record is from RefSeq and is a predicted model, not a curated record. The transcript is spliced from 2 exons. Lineage: Eukaryota; Viridiplantae; Streptophyta; Magnoliopsida; Vitales; Vitaceae. Gene Ontology annotation, molecular function: glycosyltransferase activity.